ACCUGGGCCGCGACAGCGUCCUGCUCGACUCACGAUCGAGCCCAUGCCUACCUAAGGUACGUAGCAGAUGCAAGAAUGCUUGAUGUUAUACAAUGAGGUCCAGCGCGAAGCACGGCACGGCCUCGUUCGUCUUAGUCUCGACUCUCAGUGCUGUUGUCCUCGCAUGGUCAGGGGUUCGACGACUUCAAACCAUCAUGCCGCUUGGCCCGCGACCCAGAUGCCACAUAAGAAUGGUUUCUCCUUUGCCAUCCGACCUGCAAUGCCACCAUGAUUGAGCUUUCUUGUGUCCAGCAGACCUGAGGCGGCACUCAGCUCGACUCACAAUAUGGGAGCCGCACCUUCCAUCCCCACGGACUCAUCCCGCACCGUCCAGGUCAUCGGCGCCGGCUUCUCCAGGACCGGCACCGUGUCCAUGCAGAUGGCCCUCGAGAUCCUCCUCAAGGGUCCCGUCCUCCAUGGUGGCACGCAGUUCAUCACUCGUGAAGAUGCAUACUGCAAGACUUGGCUCUCUGCCUACCACGCCGGGGAAGCCUGCGACCAGGACGCGGUCCUAAAGCACCUGCUCGAGCUGUACCCGGACGCCAAGGUCGUCCUCGUCAAGCGCGACCCGGUGUCCUGGUGGCGCAGUGCCGACGAGCUCCGCGGCCAGAUCGCCCUCUGGUGGCUCCGGCUCGUCAUGUGGCCGGUGCCCGGUUGGCGGUGGCUGCCGUAUCUCAUGGACGAGUUUGCAGCGGGCAUGAAUGAGCUCAAGAGGCGGCCGCGGGGAGACGGGACCGGGCUGUUGACGGUGGAGGAGGCUGCGCUGGGGCCGCACGCCCUGGAGAACUACUACCACCGCGUCCGCGCCUCCGUGCCAAAGGACCAGCUCCUCGAGAUGGAGCUCGGCGACGGCUGGGAGCCGCUGUGCACAUUCCUCGGCGCGCCCGUGCCCAACCAGCCCUUCCCGCGAGCCAAUGACGCCGCGGCCUCGGCGGAGACGGCCAAGUCCGUCCUGGCGCUCGUCGCGCAGGUCUGGGUCGGGAUACUUGGUGCACUGGGGGGGUUGGUGUAUUUAGGGACACGAGUGUGGCAUGGGCGGCACUUUUGA
This is a messenger RNA of Microdochium trichocladiopsis, 1087 nucleotides long. RefSeq lists its product as uncharacterized. The transcript has 4 exons. The record is from RefSeq and is a predicted model, not a curated record. The coding region runs from base 326 to 1087 and encodes 253 amino acids. Lineage: Eukaryota; Fungi; Ascomycota; Sordariomycetes; Xylariales; Microdochiaceae.